AAAUAACCCAUUCAACUACAAUCCCCUUUUCAAAUUAUUUUUCAUUUUUGAUACAUAAUUUCUUUAAUAUUUGUAAUUCCGAACAAAAUAUGACUAUGCUUUCACGCAAUGUUAUAAUGCAUAUUAUGUUACUAACAAUAAUAAUCAUUGGGAUAGUAGAAGGAAAAAAAGUUCAAAAUUGCGGUGGUUUUGGAAAUGGAAAAGGAGCAGAAGGAAACCAUGUUGGUGCAGGUGGUGGUCUUGGUGGAGGUGUAGGAGGAGGGGUUGGUGGUAGUGCAGGAGGAGGAGCUAGUGCUGAUGGAGGUUUAGGAGGAAAAGUUGGUGCUGGUGGAGGUUUAGGAGGAGGAACUGGUGCUGGAGGAGGAGUUGGAGCUGGUGGAGGUGGAGGUUUAGGAGGCGGAGCUGGUGUUGGUACUGGAGGAGGUGCAAAUGGAGGUGUUGGUGUUGGAGGAGGAGCUGGUGCUGGUGCUAGUGGAGGUUUAGGAGGAGAAGCUGGUGCUGGUAGAGGUGGAGGUUUAGGAGGCGGAGCUGGUGUUGGUACUGGAAGAGGUGCAAAUGGAGGUGUUGGUGUUGGAGGAGGAGCUGGUGCUGGUGCUGGUGGAAGUUUAGGAGGAGGAGCUGGUGCUGGUGCUGGAGCUGGUGGAGGUGGAGGUUUAGGAGGCGGAGCUGGUGCUGGUGGAGGUUUAGGAGGCGGAGCCGGUGCUAGUGGAGGUUUAGGAGGAGGAGCUGGUGCUGGUGUUGGUAGUGGAGGAGGUGCAAAUGGAGGUGUUGGUGUUGGAGGAGGUUUAGGAGGAAGAGCUGGUGCUGGUGGAGGUUUAGGAGGCAGAGCUGGUGUUGGUACUGGAGGAGGUGCAAAUGGAGGUGUUGGUGUUGGAGGAGGAGCUGGUGUUGGUACUGGAGGAGGUGCAAAUGGAGGUGUUGGUGUUGGAGGAGGAGCUGGUGCUGGUGGAGGUUUAGGAGGCGGAGCUGGUGUUGGUACUGGAGGAGGUGCAAAUGGAGGUGUUGGUGUUGGAGGAGGAGCUGGUGCUGGUGGAGGUUUAGGAGGCGGAGCUGGUGUUGGUACUGGAGGAGGUGCAAAUGGAGGUGUUGGUGUUGGAGGAGGAGCUGGUGCUGGUGGAGGUUUAGGAGGCGGAGCUGGUGUUGGUACUGGAGGAGGUGCAAAUGGAGGUGUUGGUGUUGGAGGAGGUGCUGGUGCUGGUGGAGGUUUAGGAGGAGGAGUUGGUGCUAGUGGAGGUGGACGUUUAGGAGGCGAAGCUGGUGUUGGUACUGGAGGAGGUGCAAAUGGAGGCGUUGGUGCUAGUGCAGGAGGAGGUAUUGGAACUGGUGGAGGUGUAGGAGCAAGAGUUAAUGGUGGUGCACGAGCAGGUGUUAUUGCAACUAGAGGUGCUAAAAUUGACGAAAGUAGAAAGGGCAUACUUAGAGUUUCUAAAGAUACUAAAUUUGGUAUUACCAAAAAAAGUGUUCAUGCAAAAAAUAAAGGUGAUCCUCAAGCUUAAAAUUUGGGUAAGUGGUGGAGGUAUUGACCUUUAAUUAUAUACACGAAGAGAUUUUAGUAUAGUUGAAAGAAUAAAUAAUUGAGUUAUUGUAGAUGAAACUCAAUAUAUUAUAAUUAAUAGAAAUAAGAAGUGAUUACAGUGAUAUUGUACACCACUCUGAUAUAAGUAUUGAAUGUAAAGAUCAUCAUCUAUCUUAACUUCUAUAGUUGAGAUUUAUGUAGAUUGUUAUUAUAUGGCCUAUUGCAAGUAAUUAGUGGACAAUAUAUGAGUGUUGUAAAUUA
Molecule: messenger RNA, 1777 nt
Organism: Cicer arietinum (chickpea)
Lineage: Eukaryota; Viridiplantae; Streptophyta; Magnoliopsida; Fabales; Fabaceae
Source: RefSeq, a predicted model, not a curated record